Messenger RNA from Odontomachus brunneus, 2059 nucleotides. Its product is annotated as putative RNA polymerase II subunit B1 CTD phosphatase RPAP2. The coding region runs from base 123 to 2054 and encodes 643 amino acids. The transcript is spliced from 6 exons. Gene Ontology annotation, cellular component: cytoplasm; nucleus. Lineage: Eukaryota; Metazoa; Arthropoda; Insecta; Hymenoptera; Formicidae. Gene Ontology annotation, molecular function: RNA polymerase core enzyme binding; RNA polymerase II CTD heptapeptide repeat phosphatase activity. The record is from RefSeq and is a predicted model, not a curated record.
AAUCGCUCUCGGAGCGAUUAACCCAGGGCCAGUCGAACACGCUAAUAGAGAGUAUUCGGAUGAGGAAUCUGAACGCACUCUAGUAUAGACAUUUGUGUAUAAAUAUAAGUAACGUUGUAACAAUGUCAGGAACGAAGGAAAGAACAAAAGUUAAGAAGCAUAUGAAAAAAAUUGACCUGCAGCUAGCAAUAAUAAAAAAGAAACAAUGUGAUGCAAAGGCACUUGCAAUAGUUGAACAGCUCUUGGAGCCAAAUGUGAAUUCUGACUGGCUUAUUCAACAUUUGAAAUUUAUAAAUAAAACACAUAUGGAGGAUGUAAUAGAGGAAAGAACUAUUGUAAAAUUAUGUGGAUAUGUUCUUUGUUCAAAACCAUUGACUGCUAUCAUCAAGCAACAGUAUUGUAUAUCAACGCGUACAAAUAAGGUAUAUGAUAUCAGUAAACGUAAGAAAUUUUGCAGUUCAAAAUGCUAUGGUGCAUCUAAUUAUCUUCUGGAACAAAUGCUUGAGAGUCCACUGUGGUUAAGAGAAAAAGAGGUCAUACCUGACUUUAAAAUAUUGCCUAUAAACUCUGUACCACCUUUACCUGGAGAUGAAGUAAGAAUUAAUUUCUUGCAAAAUACAGAUACCGACAAUAUUGAUCAGAACAGAGAACUUCAAGAGCUUUAUAUAACUAAACAAAUAAAAAAUCAUCCAUCACCCACUGUAUCAAGUACAGAGAUAGAAAAUAAUUCUCACUCAUCAAAUAAUACAAGUGUUGAAGAACAUACUGUAGUAGAAGAGAUUCUUACAAACAUUGAAAAUUUGCACGAAACAUCAGAAUUAUGUACUAAUCAGCAAGAUAAACUAUGUGGUCUUCAAGUACAUACAAAUAAUGAUCACAUUCAGGAAGAAAAUACAAAAUCAGAGAAUUUGGAAACACAUAUUGCUGUUAAAUUCAAUAAAAUUCAGUGCAUACAUGAACACAUUGGUAUAAAAAUAGAAAAUGCAAAUGCUACAAUUGUAUGCAGUAAUAGUGAUACUGAAAUACUACAAGCUCCAUUGGAUGAAAUAAGCGACAACACAAACAAUAGUAGUAAAAUGUCACAUUUCCAACUAGAUAAAGUAAAUAAUAGUCAAGAUAACAAGGAUAACAAAAUUGUACAAUUACAACUGGACAGGGUAUGCAAUAACCAAAAUAUCACAAUAUCUACCAAGCCUAGCAAUAAUGCUGGGAAUAAAUCAAAGAAAAUAAAAAAUAAAAAUGUAUAUAGACAGGAAGAAUCAGAUAAUGCAGAAGUACAAGCUAAUGCAUAUCAUAAUCUUAUAAUACAUAUUGAGCAAAGUUUUCGAGAAUGGAUUACAGAGGAUACACUUUGUCUUUUGCUGGAUGAAGGGGAUGAAAAAACUCAAUUAUUAAAAAAUUUGACACAGCAAGAUAGGUAUGAACAAUUGUGUAAAAAGUUAAAUAGGUUGCAAUUGCAAGAUAAAAAGGAAGAUCGUGCUAAUUUUGGGAAAAAUUUCCUGAAACCAUCUUGCCCAUUGCCUCAUCUGUCUGUGCUACAAGAAGAAGGAAAAAAAAUAGAAUUAAAGGUACGUGCGUUUUACCAAGGACAAAUGGUAAUUGUUAAAGACAACAAAUCAAAAGAUGGAAAUGAGGAUAAACAACCUAUAUUAUCUUUAACAGAUGCUCAUGCACCUAAUGCGCUCCGUCGACGAAUUUUCUUGGAUAAGCUCAAUAAAAUAUUACCAGAUUUGCUGUGUACUUUAACCAAUGCAAGUACUUCUUCUGUGACACAACGUAUUUACGAUAAUGUAUAUUUAUUAAUUAAACUGUUGGUUAGCACUUUUUACUUAUCUGCUACCAACAUUGUUUUCAAAACUGCUGAGUGGACACUAGUGGGACUCAUCAUCAUUAAGAUGUUGAGCCUAAUUGAUAUGCAAAUGCAAUCAUUGCUUGCAUCUAAACAGGCUUCCAUGUACAUGUCAAUGAUUCUUAUGACUUACAAAUUGGAUUCGAAUUAUGUAAACAGACUCGUAAUGGAUGUAAUAAACAAUAAAAAUACAUGUAAGCCAUAAAAAUA